CUCGCAGGCUCGUCGCUCUUCCUUCAACCACUGAGGAUUCAGAAGCACUCGGGACGAAAGACUCUGUCACUGGAGCCAAAGAUGGCAAUGAGCAGCAUCCUCAACGCUGAUGACAUCAAGAAAGCUCUAGAUGCAUUUGCAGUUGCUGACUCCUUUGACUAUAAGAAGUUUUUCGAUAUGGUGGGUCUGAAGGCCAAGUCUUCUGAUGACGUGAAGAAGGUCUUCACGGUGCUGGACGCCGACAACAGCGGCUUCAUAGAAGAGGAGGAGCUCAAAUACGUCCUGAAGGGUUUUGCCAAAGAUGGCAGGGACCUGACAGACAAAGAAACCAAAGCAUUUUUAACAGCAGCCGACAAGGAUGGAGACGGCAAGAUUGGAGUCGAGGAGUUUACUUGCCUGGUGAAAGAAUAAAUAGUCACCUAGUGUGACUGACUAGCACUCCAAGAUCACCUCCUAACAACCUCUACAUCCCAACACCCGCUGGACCCCCCUUCUGCCCCAGCACCUACACCUCACCACCCCGCCCUGACUGACUCCCAGCCCAUCACACAGCAGCAAUUCCUGCUUCCCUUCUUCCUCACCCUCUCCCCCCACUACUGUCUUCGCUAUGAGUGCAAUGCCGCACUAUAGAAAGUAAGCUGUGGUGUGUCACCCCACUCCACACACCUCCUCAAACCUCCCGCGGCUAUAUUCAUCCUAUUUAUUUUAUCCUUUUUAUACAAACUGUUCUCGUUUGUGUUUAUGUAUAAAUAUAGAACAUGCCUGCAGGAAUAAAUCUAACAUUUUAACGCAUAAAGUAGAUAUUUAAAGUAAGCAGAGAGUAUAAGAGAACGACCCUUAUUUCCUUUUGUAU
Larimichthys crocea (large yellow croaker) is the source of this 853-nucleotide messenger RNA. RefSeq names its product parvalbumin 6 (gene pvalb6). The transcript has 5 exons. The coding region runs from base 82 to 411 and encodes 109 amino acids. Gene Ontology annotation, cellular component: cytoplasm. The record is from RefSeq and is a predicted model, not a curated record. NCBI's taxonomy places the organism in Eukaryota, Metazoa, Chordata, Actinopteri, Sciaenidae. Gene Ontology annotation, molecular function: calcium ion binding.